Penicillium expansum is the source of this 384-nucleotide messenger RNA. RefSeq lists its product as uncharacterized. The transcript has 2 exons. The coding region runs from base 1 to 384 and encodes 127 amino acids. NCBI's taxonomy places the organism in Eukaryota, Fungi, Ascomycota, Eurotiomycetes, Eurotiales, Aspergillaceae. The record is from RefSeq and is a predicted model, not a curated record.
AUGGGUAUUUCAACACCCGCAGAACCAGCUCCUGCCUACGAGGACCUAUUUCACGAGCGCGGUUCCAGCUCACGGAAUGGCUAUGCCAUGGUCGGUCAAAUAGACGACGAUACCACUGAUGCACACCGAGACGUGGAACAGGGUCACCACCUUCACACGGUCCCCGCCCCUAUCGCAGUGACAGUGGCCGAUGAGCCGGAUCAACACACUCACUGUGCAGAAUGUGAUCGACAGCAGGAGCGCAGAGAGAGAAGGGAGAGUUCACAGAAAGCGUGUACCAUGGUUGCGACGACAUUUAUCCUGAUUUCUCUGUUCUUAGCGAUAUUGGGAAUUGUUGGUGUUGGGGCUUGGAAGGAUGUUCGUUUGAAGAAGUUACAUGGUUAG